Messenger RNA from Helobdella robusta, 1032 nucleotides. RefSeq lists its product as hypothetical. The coding region runs from base 1 to 1032 and encodes 343 amino acids. NCBI's taxonomy places the organism in Eukaryota, Metazoa, Annelida, Clitellata, Rhynchobdellida, Glossiphoniidae. The transcript is spliced from 2 exons. The record is from RefSeq and is a predicted model, not a curated record.
AUGUGUAAAAGUUUAAAUUCGGCAAAACCUCCAGAAGACCCAGAAGAAAAUUUAAACUUGUCGUCAUCUCCAACGCACCAGCAGACGUCUCCGCCGACAUCAGCAUCAACAAAUAUCGCUACGACAGAAACACAACAACCGUCAUCUCCUCCACAUCAACAGGCAUCUUCGCCGUCACCAACAUCACAAAUUAUCGUCAAGACAGAAGUAUCACUCCCAGGGAUAAAACUACCCAAAACAACAGCACAGUGGGUAGAAGCCAAUGCAUACUUCCAGUCGCAAAGAACAGCCCUGCCAAACAUCGUCAACAUUAAUAACUUCACCGCCAAUCUACAGUCACUAAUAUACAAUUAUUUUGCAUCAACAUACGGCACAUUAAAACAAAAAACAAAUUCAACAACAAAAUCCGACAUACCAACCAACAAAUUAAAAUCAGAACUAAAACAACUCAAACUAUUAGGCCGUAACAACCACAAUUUCGACACACAAAUUAUCACGUUAAGCCGUCAAAUAAGAGCAAAAAUAUCGUCAUCAAAAGCAUCAAAAAUUGGGAAAAUACUCGACAUCACAAGCCAAUUAAAAAAUAAAUUUUGGCCAACGUGUGAAAAACUACUCAAACCGACGUGUAGUUUGCUACCUAUGUUUAACGUCGAAAAAUGUAAAGAGUUUUUCCACAACAUUUUGAAUGAUCCAUGUCGUAAUAAAUACUGCUUGCCAAAUUGGAUUCAAACUUUGCCAAACCCAUCAAUUGCUUGCAAUAUCAAACCUCCAACAUAUAAUGAAAUAUUCUCAAUUAUCCGAAAAUGCAAGUCGAGAGCUUCUCCUUGCCCAUUGGAUCAGAUGUCAAUAAUUAUCUUGAAAAAAUGUCCAAUACUCCGCACAAUCCUUCAUCAGUUACUGGUUGAAUGUUUUUACAAUCCAUUCAAUCUGUCUUUUAUUAAUGUUAAAUGGACUGAUCAAUUUAGAUAUAGCUUAAUUAAUAAUGUAAUCUCAUCAUCAUAUGCCAUAUAUUGCGAUAGAAAUAAUGCGUGA